CCUCUUUUGCACCGCCCCCCUCGUCUCAUAAACCACACUCCACGCUCCUUUGCCCCCCCAACCCGACAUCUGCACAGCAUAUUCCUUAUCCACAUUCCAUUGCUGUAUCCUUUUCCACGCCCAUCGCCAAACAUGUCGCCCAUUGCUCCCGGCCAGCUCCCGGCCGAGCUUGUCAACCUGCUCGCGCUCCACUCGUCCUUCCUGACUGCUCUCUCGCUACAUUACGCACACAACGGCACUUCUACACCAGCAGACCUCCAAGACUUGACAAAAUCCACUACUCUGGUUUGGCGCCAACGCAAGGUCACAUACGAUGACAUCCGGCUGCUCAUUGGCAUCCUCGACCAGGGCCCUUCCGGCUCCAGCAAUCCUUACUACCUCUCCGACUAUGGCCGCGGCAAGAUCUGCAUCGAGAUCAAAGACAACAGCCCCAUGAUGAACGGAAUGACACACAUGAACGAGCAAGGACUACAGGAUUUGUUCAAGGAGGGCCUCGAUACGUUGUGGUCGCAAUGGUGUGCGUCCCAGAAGAUGUCGACUCGACCUAUUGCGGUACCCAAACGCGGACGGGGACGCCCAAAGAAGACCGAUGUCAAGCAAGUCGCCAUGGAGACUUUUCUCGAUGACGCCUCCAUCUCAAAAUUCCUCAGCCAGCUUCCUCUGGCCGAGAUCACCACAUGUGAAUCCCUUACCGCACUCGCACCCUCACAAGAAAAGGGACGCAAGAGGUUGAGGGAAUUCAAGGAGAGCGUGCAGCAGGGACGUGCGCAAAAGAAGACAAGACCAGCAACAGGAAAAGAAAAUGAGCCGGCCAUGGGCCAGGGCCAACAGACUCAACCCGCACAAGCCAAGAUCACCGAAUUCGCUGCCGUUCGCAAAACCAAUCUUCUCGAUCGCAUCCUCGCCAAGCAAGAGGCUGCAAAAGCUGGACCUGCUGCCCCAACGCCUGCUGAACUUCAACGGAGAGCAGCACUGCAACGUACCCCGGAAGUUCUUGGUGUUCUUUCCCUUCUCUGUGCGAGCAAGCCGGGAUCCCGCGUUUCUUUCUCCACCACAGCUCUUCUACAGGCCCUGCAAGGCUCCAUCCGAACUCCCAUCUCAAAAGACGAGGCAAUGAAGUGUGUCGAAGUGCUGGCACAUGAGGUUGCACCGGGAUAUGUUUCCCUGGUCAAUAUGGGUGCCAUGUCUAGCGUAGUCAUCAAUCAGAUGAUGCGGCCGACAGACAUCAAGAGCAGGCUUACGGCGCUGGGCGCAUAAUUUCUAUCUGUUUUUUCUAUCCACUUAUUUUUGUAUAAUAGCUGACUCACAUCGCUGGCGAGCGGGGCUUUGAGCGUUUCUCAGUAUUACCCUUUUUAUUAGCAGUUGUUUUUGAGCGAAACUGCCACAUAGCAUUACGUAGCAUCAGAACGGGCGUUCGCCUGUAAUUCAUGUAUCGA
Molecule: messenger RNA, 1436 nt
Organism: Exserohilum turcica Et28A
Lineage: Eukaryota; Fungi; Ascomycota; Dothideomycetes; Pleosporales; Pleosporaceae
Exons: 1
Coding region: 133-1257 (374 amino acids)
Source: RefSeq, a predicted model, not a curated record